UCUCGUCCCAGCGUCGGUCCCAUCGCUUGCAUACAUCAUAACAUUUGAAGCUGGACAGGAGCCAACGUCGCUUCUUCGUUGGCAAGGCCUGUCUAGAUACAUGCGCCUUCUCACCCUGCCUUUGCUAACGUACACCAACAUUCCAUGCACAGCGUGUGUGCAUAAUUACAAAAUUACUACCCCCACGCCAGAACAUCUACCCCAGACUAGAGGCGUGGCUAUAUCCCAGGAGAAUGGUCCAUGGCACCGAGCCCCUGGCGGCUAUGGCAUUAUUCCAUCAAGCUCUUUUCGAGCCCUCCCGCGAAGCCACUGGCGAAUUCGACCAUGGGGCGUGCCAUCAGUCACGAAGGCGACAUGGGGGUAUUUUGAGGUUCCGAGACAGCCAACCAAUCACAAGCGAGCCUCCGACAACGUGAACUCCCUCUCUCACACGGCAUGCGAUGCUGGGUCUAAUCGCGAGUGUCGCGUCCUGGCAAUGUCUAGUUGCGUCGCAUCUUCUACCAAUUGACUCCAAGCGGCAUGACAUCGAGUCUCUCGCCAUCCACAUGUCGGGAACUCGGCAUGGGUCUGGCGUUCCCAAAGGGAAGCCAGCUGUGUUCCCGCACCUUGUUGCAUGCUUUAUAUCGUACUGCAGUACAUGUCUCGACUGACAGCUGCCCCACUGCUCAGCCUUACUUGCGUUUUGCAUAUCUUGCGGCUGUUCGCUGACAUAUCCUUCGUCAUCUCAU
Alternaria rosae is the source of this 728-nucleotide messenger RNA. RefSeq lists its product as uncharacterized. The transcript has a single exon. Bases 101 to 508 code for a protein of 135 amino acids. Lineage: Eukaryota; Fungi; Ascomycota; Dothideomycetes; Pleosporales; Pleosporaceae. The record is from RefSeq and is a predicted model, not a curated record.